CUCCGUCGCGAGAGCAACACCAAUGAUAUUACCUGCUCGCACCAUGUCCCCGCACGGGGCCUUCCACCCUCCCUCACACGCGCACCCAGACGAAGAACCCGUCUCUCGAACCUAUCAAUACAGAAAAGUUAUGAAACCAAUGCUCGAAAGAAAACGUCGCGCCCGCAUCAACCGGUGCCUCGACGAGCUCAAGGAUUUAAUGGUGACCGCGCUCCAAGCCGAAGGCGAGAACGUUUCCAAGCUGGAGAAAGCAGACAUCCUGGAACUCACAGUUCGCCAUCUUCACAGUUUAAAACGCCGUGGACAAUUAGUGCUGAAACCUGAAAUGUCGUACGCGGAACGCUUCCGCGCCGGAUUCGCGCAGUGUGCUACCGAAGUGUCGCAGUUUAUAACAAACGCAACAGUGGCCGCGAACGCUAUGCAUAGACAGGGUCCCGUCGACCCUCAAGCUGGAGCGAGGUUACUGCAGCAUUUAAGCAAUUGUAUACGAAGAUUGGAAACUCCGCCCGUCGUUCAGCCGCAGCCCAUUGCGCCUAAUGGUGUGGCGCGGCCGACACCUGUGCAGGCGAUCGCACCGGCUCCCGUUCCUCCUCAACCGAUGCAGAGGACAGUGUUAACAGAGAGGAGCCUGAAGAGGCCCAUAGAGGAGCCGAUUGACGUGGAAACGAUCGGGCCGAAGAGACAAUACGCGCCGCCCUCGCCGCCGCACAGCCCCGCCUCCGAGACAGACUCCGCCCAGUCGAUGUGGCGGCCGUGGUGACGGGCGCCGGCCGCCGAACCUCGCCUCAUGAUCUCGCAUGCUCUCCAUCCAGGAUUGUGUCAACUGUGUGAUAGUUAAAAACAUUUUGUUGUUUUACCGUUAACGUUCCUAGAACCGAUGUGUGUUAUCGCAUGAACGCUUUGCUUGUUGAAGUUUGUUUUUAAUUUAAUAAAGUUAGUUUUUUUUUCUUGUUCUAAAUUCGUGUUAUUUUUUCGACUUCAACGUCUUCCGCGUCGGGGAUAUGCAUUUAUUGUAAGACACUUUUAAAGUACCGUAAUGUUAGCUGUUAAGUUUAUUACUGUGAUAACUAUUCAUAGUAUUCAGUUAAACUUUGUUAGAACUCUUAGGAUUGUUAGAAUUAUAUAGAGACGUUCACUUAGACUUUAUCGCUAUUAUAGACGAAUAAUAAAGAAUGAGUUGUAUUUAUAAAA
Colias croceus (clouded yellow) is the source of this 1191-nucleotide messenger RNA. RefSeq names its product enhancer of split mbeta protein-like. Gene Ontology annotation, biological process: regulation of neurogenesis; anterior/posterior pattern specification; regulation of transcription by RNA polymerase II. Lineage: Eukaryota; Metazoa; Arthropoda; Insecta; Lepidoptera; Pieridae. Gene Ontology annotation, molecular function: RNA polymerase II cis-regulatory region sequence-specific DNA binding; DNA-binding transcription factor activity, RNA polymerase II-specific; protein dimerization activity. Gene Ontology annotation, cellular component: nucleus. The transcript has a single exon. The coding region runs from base 23 to 760 and encodes 245 amino acids. The record is from RefSeq and is a predicted model, not a curated record.